Amoebophrya sp. A120 is the source of this 5356-nucleotide messenger RNA. NCBI's taxonomy places the organism in Eukaryota, Dinophyceae, Syndiniales, Amoebophryaceae. The record is from the annotation of a GenBank genome assembly.
AAUGAAGUCGUCGUCUGUUUCUGCUACUGUUACGCAGGACCACCUUUACUCUUUCUUGUACGCGUAGCCUCUACUAGAUCAUUCCCACGACGACAACCCAUUUUGAUUUCCGAAUUAAGGUUUUUAAUACUUUUUCUGCCCCCAUUAUAAGUAGAAUACUUAUCUUCUUCGAGAAAGAAAAGCUAAGGAAGUAGAGCCGAUUUCAUUUUUUGUACUUUGAAAAGUUGUGUCUUAAUGUCGAUGGACCACCAGUAUUUGAAGGACGUCGGGCUGAAAGUUUGCGAAAAGCCGACCUACUUAUUGACCACCCCGGAAGUGAAGGAAUUCGGUAAAACUCCUUCCAAACCCGGCGCGACAACCAACAGUAAUAAAACCGGUGGUAGUCUUGCUCCGAAGGCUGAAACGAUGGCGAAGCUGGAAAGCCCGGGUAAGUGGCCGGUGGCCGAAGUGAGGAAAGCGUUCGUCGACUUCUUCGUCAAAAAGAAGGGCCAUGACUUCGUCCCGAGUUCUGCGGUGGUAUAAUUUGUUUUUGGGCUGUGUGAUCCUCGUGUUGAAAAUUUUCGAAUUAGAAUUAUGCUCUGAAAUAAAAAGUUCUUCGUCAGCAUUUGGCCAACAUCUUCGCGAAUAAACUUACGACCUGGACAGAUGAAAACAGCUACAACACCAGAGUUUCUCCUGAAAAUUCCCAACAAGGUACCCCACCAAGAUCCAACGUUGCUGUUUAUCAAUGCGGGCAUGAACCAAUUCAAGCCGAUUUUUGUCGGGCAGAUCGAUCCUUCUCACCCGUUCGCAAAGCUGAAGCGGGCCGCCAACUCGCAGAAGUGCAUCCGUGCGGGCGGGAAACACAACGACCUGGAAGACGUGGGCUUCGACGUGUAUCACCACACGUUUUUCGAAAUGCUCGGGAACUGGUCCUUUGGCGACUAUUUUAAGAAGGAAGCCAUCGACUGGGCAUGGGAGCUUUUGACCGAGGUAUCUCUAAUAUCUGCACUCUGUUUCAGAUUGGGGUUUUGCAUGUUGCUCUUUAGAAGUACAUCGAGCUACUUUAUUCCCGAGAGUACAAGACGAGAGGCACUCGUUCUCAUGCAAUAGACUGCACUUCUGAAAACGAACUAUCGCGGGGUUUCAUUUUGGACUGGAAAAUUAAAGUCGUACAAUUCGAUUGUGUACUUUUCUAUCCGAACAAUUACACUGCGCAGGUCUACGGGCUUCCGAAGGACCGGCUUUACGCGACAUACUACGGCGGUGACCCGAAGCAGCCUUCCGUGCCCGCGGAUCUGGAGGCCAAGGAACUUUGGGAGAGGUACCUGCCGCCGAGCAAGGUCCUGCCCAGUGGCAUGAAGGACAACUUCUGGGAGAUGGGUGACACUGGCCCGUGCGGACCCUGCUCCGAGUUGCACUAUGAUCGUACAAUUAUUUUCGAUGUUGUUUUUUGUGUGAUUUAAUCUUCCGUGCAGCUUCAACACAUUAUAGUACCAAUCUCGAGCAGCAGGCGGCUGCAAAAUCAUGUUGAUAAAAGUAUGAUGUCAACACACGGCAUCGCAUCCCAAGAACAACUUAUUUUCCUCGCAUGACCGUUCGAUCAGGCAUCGGCGGGCGCGACGCGGCGGCGCUGGUGAAUAUGGACGACCCGGACGUGCUGGAGAUCUGGAACCUGGUGUUUAUGCAGUACAACCGGGAGAAGGACCGGUCCCUCCGCCCGCUGCCGAAGAACAGCGUGGACACCGGGAUGGGGCUGGAGCGCGUGGUCUCCUGCCUGAACGACGUGCGGUCGAACUACGACACCGACAUUUUCCAGCCCAUCUUCGCGAAGAUCCGGGAGGUCUGCACCACGGAGAACUCCCCCUGCCCCCCCUACAGCGGCCGCGUGGGGAAGGAUGACACGGACGGGGUGGACAUGGCCUACCGCGUCAUCGCCGACCACAUCCGAACCAUCACGGUCUCGCUGUCUGAUGGCGCCAUUCCGAGCGCGAAGGGCCGAGGCAGCGUUUUGAGGCUCAUCCUCCGCCGCGCCUGCAGAUACGGGAGAAGGUAUUUAGAAUCUUACAGUUGGUCGUUAUUUCUGCUUCUGUUUUUUUUUCCUGCGGUGUGCUGCUGCCGGAAUACAUAGAUUUUAUUGCAGUGCAUGGUGUUUAUGACAGAAAAUCAACUGUUGAGCCGCCUGCUGCACGAGAUGACUCACGAGGUCCUCGUCUCGGAACAACAGGAGUAAAUAAAAUGUGAGACAAUCGUAAAUGCUGUUUAUGAUCAAAACGUCCCUGAACAAUACAGGUUUCUGAACGCGCCGGACGGAUUUUUCGUGAAGCUGGUGGACGUGGUGGUGGCUUCCCUCGGCGACGCGUUUCCGCAGCUGAAGGAGGGGAUCGAGGACGUGAAGGCGUGCAUCGCGGACGAGGAGAAGCAGUUUCUGAAGACGCUGGCCAAGGGCGAGCAGCAGUUCGAGCACUUCUGCGCAAAACUGGAGAAGGACGAGAAGGUCUUCCCCGCGGAGCAGACGUUCACGCUGGCCACCACGUACGGGUUCCCGAAGGAGCUCACCGAGGUGAUGGCCAAGGAGAAGGGGUUGAGCAUCGACCACGAGGGGUUCGCGCAGCACAUGGAAAACUUCGCGGAGAUUAUUGCAUGGAAAAAUCCCCCCUCCCCAUGUUGAAAACGUAUCUUCUAAAAAUUUGUGAUGCAGAUUUGUGGCCACAAAUCCUGUCUGUCUUGCUAAAAGGCAAAUCCAGGCUCUCCGCCACGCUAGACAGGCAAUUUGUAAUGCUGUUAACGGCUACAGGGCGACCGUCUACCAUGCUAGGCGCCUACACCAAAAGGCCCCUAUCUAGCCUUGCGCUCUGCGUGCAGUCCUCUACUGCAAGACAAAUGCGAUUUGUGUGCGCAAAUCCAGCAUCACAGAUCUCCUUCUCGAUAUGGGAAGGGGGGAUUUUUACUUUUGAUAGCGAUCUCGCGGAAGAAGGACACCAGUUCCGGGAAGGACCUGACGCUGUACGCGGAGCAGACGGACCACCUGGAAGCCAAGCUGUGCCUCCCGAAGACGGAGGACCAGCUGAAGUACGUGUGGGAGUCGGAGAAGCAGACCGGCGACACGGUCACCGCGAAGCUGCUCGCGAUCUACGACGGCAAGCAGUUUGUGGACAAGGUCACCGCGGACCUGGACGAGGUGGGCUUGAUUUUCGACCAAACGCCCGUGUUCGGCGAGUCGGGCGGGCAGAUCCACGACACGGCGACCAUCGUGAAGAACGGCGCGGAGUUUGCGAUGAACAGCGCGAAAGCGUACGCGGGCUACGUGGUCCAUCGGGGGAAGAUGGUGUUCGGGGAGCUCAUAUCCUGUGCAAAAGCGUUCUCGUAUAAAUGCAAGACUUGCAUCACAAAUCUUGCUCUUAAGGUAAAUCCGCAUUACAAUUUUUUUUUCUCAUGCUGAGUGUAUUUGUCAUGCGAUUUCUACUAGUACGAUACUUUUGCAAUGCAUAACUAAGCGUGGGGGACAGCGUGGAGGUCACGGUCAACUACGACCGGCGGUCUCUGAUCGCGAAGAACCACACCGCCACGCACGUGCUCAACUUCGCGCUGCGAAAAGUGCUGGGGCCCAAGGUCGACCAGCAGGGUAGCGUGGUCAAGGAAAACCAGCUCACCUUCGACUUCAACUGCAACGCCAAGAUGUCGGACGAGCAACUGGCGCAGGUGGAGGAAAUCUGCAACAGCAUCGUCAACCACGACUGGCGGGUUUUCAUCGAGGAGUGCCCCAAGGACCAGGCAAUCAAGAUCAACGGCCUAAGGGCGAUGUUCGGCGCCAAGUAAAAACAUUUUUUAGAAAAUUAUUUCUUUAGGGACGAGUUUAAAGUGAGUAGCUUGGUUGUUGUUCUUUUUUUCCUCGUUUUUCAUCCGCAAUUUGGGGCCCAAAAAUCGGAAGGAAAUUAUUCCUGCUCGUCUUGGGCUUGAUAUGAUAUAACCCAUUUAAGUUAUUCGAAUCAACCUCGAAAAAGAAGAUGAAGCUAAACCUCCAGAAAAAUGGAAGAAAACCAACUCCCCUCCUACUUGACGAUAUUGCUACUACAGGUACGGCGAAGAGGUUCGCGUGGUCUCUAUCGGGCAGGAGAUCGCCCCCAUGGUCAAGGCCCCGGAGGACGUCCCGUACGGCAUGAAUUACUCCGUGGAGUUUUGCGGCGGCACGCAUGUGACGAAGUCCAAGGAGAUGUUUCGCAUCAUGAUUCUCUCCGAGGAACCGGUCGCCAAGGGCAUCCGUCGGAUCACCUGCUGCUCGGGGCCGCAGGCCGCGAGCAUGACGGCGCUGCGCGCGAAGGAGCUGUCCCUCGAGCUGGACGAGGCGCGGACGUUGGGUGGCGUGCUGCUGGACACGAAGAUUUCCGAGCUCCGCCAGCGACUCAACGAGUCCUCCGACAUUGCGUUGCUGACCAAACGCAAGAUGCUGGUGGACGCCGAUAAGCUGAAAGUCAAGGCCCUGGAAGCCUCCAAGGGCGACGCGAAAAAGUUGUUGUCCGUCGCGAAGGAGACCGCGGAGGCGGUGGAAAUCGAGGGCAGUGCCACCGGGUACGUGCACGUCAGCGACAACAUCAACGGCGAUAUCAAGGCCGCGGGAGCCGCGUUGGAGGUAAAAAGUGCGGUUUUUUGAAAUGUUGUUUGCUGAUGCUGUAGUUGCCCACGUUUUCAAUGAAUAAUAAUACGGGACUUCUAGGGGAAAUUUGUUUUACGUAGUUGUACAACUCGCCGGAGAAGUCAGCUGUGAAGGUAAGAUCGUGCUGGGAAGCAGGUCCUCUGCUGUAGACUUCUGAUGAUUAAAUGAUUCACUCUCGUCGCAGGUGUUGGCCAAGAAGUACCCGCAACUCCCCCUCUGCAUCUUGGCACCGGGAUCUGAUAAGAUUUUGGCGGUGUGCCAGGUGCCCAAGGGACACGCACUCUCGGCGAAAGACUGGCUGAGUCAGAUUAUGAACGUGUGCAACGGAAAGGGUGGCGGUUCCGCGCAGAGGGCCCAGGGGACCACCCCGGAAGUCACCAAGCUGCCAGAAGUCGAGAAGAUCGCACAGUCCUUUUUGGGGGCAUAGAAAAAGCCUGCGUAGACCUUUUCACGACGAGACGAGCACUGAUCGGCAACCAAGUUGCGACUCGACGAUUCAUCAUCUUUAACACGGUCGAUGAGUUUAUAGUAACGUACCUGCCGAGUUCGAGACCAGUGGCGAGUUCUGAUUUAUCGCACACUCGUACUGGUCUCGAUUCCGAGGAACGGAUUUUGCAAAGCAACGCCCCUUGCUGUGAAACAAAGGCCAUCUGUGUCCAAAAUGUACAUGCGAAAAUCAAAGCAGUAAUUUUUCAGUCAGCCUUCUUGUGUUGACAACCCGAC